AUGAAAAGACCAGUUAAAGUGAAACAAAGAAAAAUAUUAGAAAAGAAGAAAUAUAUUUUCAGAAAAACUGCUUUUCUUCAUCAAAAUCUUCAACAGAAACUUCUGGUACCACUUCGUUGUUUGUUUUCACAGAUUGGAAAUGAUAAGUUUGAGUUACACAUGCUACCAGAUUAUGUGGAAAGCGUCUUGACAAUACUCAAGGAUGACCAAUACGUACAUCAACUUGAUUUGUCAAAUACCAAGAUUGAUACAACAGGAAGUCGUCUGCUGUCAGAGUUACUUACCACAAACAAGAAUAUAACAACCUUGGUCCUUAACAAGUCCGGUAUGUGUGGAAAACGGUUGAAAAUUUUAGUUAGGAAUGGCCAGUUUGAACAGUUGGAAACAGUUGUACUAUCAGGAAACACCAUUAACGAACAUGACUGUGGUACAGUAGCUGUGAUGCUAAGGAAGUCAAAGAAUUUGAAACGCUUCUCACUCAGGGCAAACAAUAUUGAAGAAAAUGGAUGCCAGGAAUUGGCGGUAGAAUUAGGCCAACACAAAAAUUUGCGAGAGCUUGAUAUGAGUUGGAACCACAUUAGAAGACAUGGAGCAAUUAACAUAUCUAGAGCAAUCAAGAAUAAUCUCUCAUUGACACAUGUUAAUGUGUCUUGGAAUGGUUUUGCGUUUGAAGGAUGUUCUGCACUGUCGGAGGCUUUGGAGAACAACAAAAAUCUAAUAGAACUUGAUUUAAGUUGGAAUAGAGUUCACCCACCUGCAUUGCUAGAGCUAAUGAAGGGAUUAUGCAGGAAUGCAACGCUUCAAAACCUCAAUUUGAGCCACAAUCCGAUUACGCCACCUUUCACAUCUAUUUUCCUUCAAGCUUUAUUUGAUACUAACUUUACUGGAUUAACAGAAAUAAUAAUGGAGAAAAUAGUUGUUGACCACGAUUUUCCAGAAAUAUUGCAAAAGAUACAAGAACAUCAAGAACUUAAAGUUAUAUUUGAAAAAGCCUUGCCAUUACGUGUUAGACCCGAUAAACUCCGAAUGGAGGUACAAGGAUCUGCAGUGUUCAACAUGGAUCCUUUGAAACUAUUGUAUUUGCUGAAGGAAAAGAACCGAGCUCAAGAUUUCUUCAAUAAAAUAAACAAAGACAAUAAUGAUGUAUUGACCAUUGACGAAAUACAGACACUUUUUACAGAUAUGGGCGUGUCCGUGACUAGAAGUGUUGUCGAGAAAAUAAUGGACUUCAUGGAUACUGAUAACAGCGGUUCCAUAGAUUUAGGAGAAUUCUUGGAAGGCGACAGAAGAAUCAGAAAAAUGUCCCGAGAUUUUGCUCGUUCUUCUCGCCAACAAAUUAAACAGGAAUACAACAAAUACUCGAGGUCCUUUACUAGAGCACACAUAGAUCCUAUGACAUUUCAGUUGAAGAUACAAGAACCAAAACAACUACUCCCGCCAAUUCAGUCAAGGGAGCCAUCCAUUUCUCCAGUAAUGCGUUAAGAUGCAUCAAACAAAAUUAAUCUUCAAGUAUCUCAGACUCAAACACUAGACGAUACAGCAAUCAAAAAAAGCGUCACAUCGAUCCUAUGACAUUUCAGUUGAAGAUUCAAGAACCAAUACAACUACUUCCGCCAAUUCAGUCAAGAGAGCCAUCCAUUUCUCCAGUAAUGCGUUAACAAAUUGUCAAGGAUCACACAAAUCUUAACGUGUCUCAGUCUCAAACAUCAGAUAAUACAGCGAUGAAAGCAUCACAACGAGGCUACAGACGAUACUUGUAUAGGAAGUUGAAAAUGAAAUCAUAGAAACCAAAAGACCUAUGUCGUUAGAAAGGAUGAUUAACAAUUUUCUUCU
Messenger RNA from Mytilus trossulus (common blue mussel), 1833 nucleotides. RefSeq names its product leucine-rich repeat-containing protein 74B-like. Lineage: Eukaryota; Metazoa; Mollusca; Bivalvia; Mytilida; Mytilidae. The transcript is spliced from 12 exons. Gene Ontology annotation, molecular function: calcium ion binding; protein binding. Bases 1 to 1482 code for a protein of 493 amino acids. The record is from RefSeq and is a predicted model, not a curated record.